CUGCCCAGAAGUCCCCCCGGGCGGCGGAUUGGACGUGGUGAGGCGGUUUGAGGCUUGGGGCAAAUACAAGGCUGCAGAUCGGGGCUCUAGAGCUUCCCUGCCACGUCGUUACAGCCCCCGGACCGUCCUGGGGCACCUGUUCUCUCCUUUGGAGCGCAAGAUCCUAGAGCCCUCGCCUGCCCCAGUGCGCCAGCGCCCGCCCUCCCGCGCUCUGCAGCCAUGGUCUGGCAGAAACUGGGCCCCGGCAACUUCUCCAGCUGCCCCAAUGGCUCCCGCCAGUGGAUAUGGGACGUGUUCGGUGAAUGUGCCCAGGACGGCUGGGACGAGGCCAGCGUGGGCCUGGGCUUGAUCUCCAUCCUCUGCUUUGCGGCGUCCACCUUCCCGCAGUACAUCAAGGCCUGCAAGACGGGCAACAUGGACCAGGCCCUGUCCCUGUGGUUCCUCCUGGGCUGGAUUGGCGGAGACUCCUGCAACCUUAUCGGCUCUUUCCUGGCUGACCAGCUACCCCUUCAGACCUACACAGCGAUGUACUACGUCUUGGCGGACCUGGUGAUGCUGUCCCUGUACUUCUAUUACAAGUUUAAGAACCGCCCCUCUCUGUUGUCUGCCCCCAUCAAUUCCUUGCUCCUGUUCACCUGGGGACUAGUGUGCACCACCCCGCUGCUGAGCAGCGCUGGCUCCGUGGCUGCCCCGAGGGAGGUCUUCAGGGGGCGGAAGCUCCUGUCUGUGGAGCCAGGCAACAAGCCCUUCACUCGGCAGGAAAUCAUUGGUUUUGUCAUCGGCUCUGUCUCCAGCGUGCUGUACCUGUUCUCCCGGCUGCCUCAGAUCCGCACCAACUUCCUGCGGAAGUCGACCCAGGGGAUCUCCUACUCGCUCUUCGCCUUGGUGAUGCUGGGGAACACGCUGUACGGGCUGAGCGUGCUGCUCAAAAACCCCGAGGUGGGCCAGAGCGAGGGCAGCUACCUGCUGCACCACCUGCCCUGGCUCGUGGGCAGCCUGGGCGUGCUGCUGCUCGACACCGUCAUCUCCAUACAGUUCCUGGUGUACAGGGACGCCGCCGCCUCAGAGCGCCAGCCCCUCCUCCCAGGCUGACCCGGACCCAGGCCACGCCCAGGUGACCCGAACUUCCAGGUUCCGCUUCAGGAGAGGAGCAGUGCGGUCAGUCACGGUGCUGUGGACCCUGGACUCGGCUGUGGAGGCGGCGGGGGUGGGGGCCACACUCCCAAAGCCUCCAGGGCCUGCUCUUCCCGAAGCCAACUGACCGGCUCUCCCAGAGCAAGGCGGCCCCUAGGGCCAGGCUCUGCCCGCCCUGCCUGCCAGAGACUCAGCCCCAUGCCCCCAGGGUCUGAGGCAGCCAGGACCUCCCCCCUGCGAAAACCUCCGCUCGCCUACCUCACUUGCCUCGGCUGGGCUGCCGGGGCAGGACGCGGCUGCGGCCGAGUGCC
Molecule: messenger RNA, 1445 nt
Organism: Pteronotus mesoamericanus
Lineage: Eukaryota; Metazoa; Chordata; Mammalia; Chiroptera; Mormoopidae
Gene: SLC66A1
Product: solute carrier family 66 member 1
Exons: 8
Coding region: 220-1092 (290 amino acids)
Cellular component (GO): lysosomal membrane
Molecular function (GO): L-lysine transmembrane transporter activity
Source: RefSeq, a predicted model, not a curated record